AUGCCUCUGCAGGAGUCAAGCUAUUUAAAAGAUUUAUUGUCUGUACGCGAUUCGUGGGUUUGUAUAAAAGAAAGGGCUUUUCUCACACACAAACGAAGGCAAAUUUUGGAAAAGGAUGUUGUUAAGCUACUUGAUGUUAUUAUGUUAAGAGCUACUAAAAUCAAUAAAGGACCAACUUAA
Messenger RNA from Clunio marinus, 180 nucleotides. The record is from the annotation of a GenBank genome assembly. Lineage: Eukaryota; Metazoa; Arthropoda; Insecta; Diptera; Chironomidae.